GUUUUAUCAAAACGCUUCUUAGUUCCAAGAAGAAUAAUUUAAUAGAACAAAAAAAAGAGACGAUUUAAAUAUUUUUUUUUUCUUUGUCGGAGAUUUGUUUAUUUCGUCAUAUAGCUUAAAACUCGCACUAGUGUUUAUACAUAUUUUGUGUUCGAUUAAAACGCAGUUACAGUGACCUCGGCAUAUUGCUCGGACUCUAUUUUUUUCCGUCUGUAGCUUUAUAUAUACACAUUUGAUUUAUUUUGCCUUGUUAUUGGCGUUUCUGUAAUUAGAAUUUUAAGUGGAUUGUGGGACGCUAACAAAUAUUGAAGAGCAGUGACAUGAGCAUGAUUGUGGGUGGACAUAUUGCAACAUGCUGAAUUUAUUUAUGAACUGAAGAAAGACAAAAAUAAAAGAUUUUUGUGAGUGAAGAAAUUAAAGUUUUUUUUUUGGGGGAGACGAAGAAAAUGGCAACAGAAGUUACAGCAACAACAUCGUCGUCGUCAGUUGACGAAAAAUCGGAAAAUGUGCAAAGUGAAGCAAAAGACAGUACCUUACCGAUAGAUGAGGAAAUUAUCGGAAUGAGACGAGGAAAAUGCAAAUGGUUUAACGUACUUAAAGGCUUUGGAUUCAUUGUGCCAGAUGAUGGAACUCAGGAAGUGUUUGUUCAUCAGAGUGUCAUAAAGAUGGGUGGCUUCCGAUCACUAGGAGAAAAUGAAGCAGUUGAAUUCGAGUGCAAAAAGAGCGAUAAAGGACUAGAAGCAACACGAGUAAAUGGACCAUCUGAAUCCGAAUGUAAAGGAUCGACAUUCAAGCCAAAGCCAAAAAAGCGCUUCCGAAAAGUUCGAUGCUAUAAUUGUGGAGAAUUUGCCAAUCAUUUAGCUAACGAGUGUUCACAAGGUUCAUUACCAAAGCGAUGCCAUCAUUGUAAGAAGGAAGAUCAUCUGGUUGCUGAUUGUCCAGAAAAGCCAGAGAAAGCGAAAAAGUCCAGCAAAUCUGAUGGCGAUAAGAGUUUGGAAUCUACUUCUACAUCAAAUGAAUAAGGUUGAAUUGCUUGCAAUCGGAAAUUUUCCAAAUAAUAUUAACAAAUUUUAUAUUUUUGAAAAUAUAAGAAGAAACUAACAAGGUGACCAAAAAUAUCUUUCUCAGGGUAACAAAAAACAUUCUUAAUUGAAAAGAUGAAAAUAAAUUUUUUUAAUUUAAAUUUUUCUUAAAUACUUAAUCAGGAAAUAUCAUAAAUAUUUUAUAUACACCUAAUUGUAAAUAAAAAAAAUUUUAAGAAUAAAAUUUUAAUUUUUUCAAUAAAUUAA
This is a messenger RNA of Chironomus riparius, 1289 nucleotides long. Lineage: Eukaryota; Metazoa; Arthropoda; Insecta; Diptera; Chironomidae. The record is from the annotation of a GenBank genome assembly.